This is a messenger RNA of Physella acuta, 3552 nucleotides long. Its product is annotated as macrophage colony-stimulating factor 1 receptor-like. Gene Ontology annotation, cellular component: signaling receptor complex; plasma membrane. Gene Ontology annotation, molecular function: transmembrane receptor protein tyrosine kinase activity; calcium ion binding; ATP binding. The record is from RefSeq and is a predicted model, not a curated record. NCBI's taxonomy places the organism in Eukaryota, Metazoa, Mollusca, Gastropoda, Physidae. Gene Ontology annotation, biological process: protein phosphorylation; positive regulation of kinase activity; cell surface receptor protein tyrosine kinase signaling pathway.
UAAGUUUUUCCUGUAGCGGUCACGGCGAAGUUCCGAUUGACCUAGUUGCAUACACAUGUUCAAUGGCCCGUGUCAUGAAUUAAAUAAAACAGCGGGCCGUGGUGUACGAGUGUGUUGUGUGUUGAAAUGUACCUAGGUCGCUGGAAUAUGGCGCCUUAAGUUGGCUGAGCUUAAAAAUGUGACACAGAGUGCCGAUUUAGAGUGAUGGUAUAUUUUAUUAAAAUUUGGUGGAUUUCAUAUGUGGAUAAAACGAAGCAUACUUUGUGGAUAUUUAAAGUGGAUAACAAAAGUGGAUGGUCUAGGCUACGAUGUUCGUCACGCUCCUCGCCCUGCUGAGUCUACUGUGUAACCAUGGCAACGCCGACCUCACCACUGCCCUCUCGGACAGUUCGGUUCACGUGGGUGAUGACGUCACGUUCGUCUGCGCCUACCAGUUCCAGAACCAGACCGGGGACGAUGACGACGACAUGGACAAUUACGCAAUGAACUACGACUUUAAUCUGAUUCACCUGUCUGGAUUCAAACCCACGAUCAAAGAAGGUCACUACACCGAGCAAGUCGUGGCCACAGUCAACAUCACUGGCGGCUUGACCUCAGUCAUGGGAGGGGAGCAGGUUACAAGCUCUGCUGAACUCCAGGCCGAUUACCGGAAGGUGACCUUGACCCUACACAACGUGACCUUUGAGGACUAUGGAGAAUAUCAGUGCGGGGUUGGCGACAGAGGCGUGUUCAGGGGCAACGUCGUGUUGCUGAAGAUAAUAGGCCCCCCAAGGAUCAUCAAAGACGCGACCGUCCAGCACCUGUCCAAGUUCCCAGCACGGACAUGCUGUGUGUUCGAAUCCUCCCCUCCCCCGUCUAUGUCAUCCUGGACACUGCCCAGUGGUCAGACAGUACAGGACGCACGCAUGGCCCCGAGUGACUGGAACCAGAUUGUAUGGAGCACCAACUACCUGAUCCCCGCCUUUAACUCCAGCUAUGUCGGCAAGUACAGGUGUACUGUGGUUAACCCUUUUGGGAGAGACAGCUUCGAGUUCCUCGUCAAUGACGACACUUUCGUCAGGAUCGAAGAAGACACAGAUGUGGUCAAGCUGAGGGUCAACGACAUGAAGCUGGUCAGGUGUCUGGCAGCUAACCUGAAUGCUUCCAUACCCAAGGAAAAGUACAGUUUUUUCUGGACACUGAGGACUGGUCAGCAGAACAUGACGAUAGCCAACAGCUCCACACAGAGUGUCAGAACCUACCUGUCGUUCAACAUCUCUGAGGGCGACUCCACAUCCGCCAUGUUUGUUCUGGUCAUCAACCACGUGGACUUCUCCUGGGACGGGGAGCUGACCUGUCAGAUGUCGGUCGAUGGGUCCAACUUCACCUCGACCGUCCGUCUUCAAGUCACGGGUCUACCUGAUGUCGAGUCACCUAUCAAUCGGUUCUACACCAACCUAAACACCUCACAGCAGAUCGUCUGUCAGGUGACGUCAUUUCCGCCACCCUCGGAAUAUUCCUGGAGGUUUGCACUUGACCAUUCCAACGCUCACAAGUUCACGACAAUCGCUGCACAGCCCGGGAAGUACCAGAUUUCGGUACGCGAUGACAUCAAUGGGCACCUGAUGAUCCUGACCAUCUUCAACAUUAACCAAUCAGACAUAGGCAUCUACCAGUGCAGCAGUACCAACGAACUAGGGGAAUCUUACGAUUUUGUUGAGAUUGAGUUCUGUGACAGCGGGUACACGCCAAUGAUUGGCGGGAUAGAAUGUAAAGACAUCAACGAGUGCAAGGAGUUCAACGACAUCUGCGACUACCUGUGUAAGAAUCUGAACGGAAGUUACACCUGUGAGUGUCCAGAAGGUCGUGCUUUGAACUCGGACAAAAGGUCGUGUCAAGCCCUGGACUACGAGGAACUACAAGUGAGGAUCGGGCAAGGCAUCGGUCUUGGUGCCGGAGCUGUCUUGGUCCUUGUCCUCGUGUUUGGUGGCGUCGCCUACUACUACAGAUACAGGACCAAGAAGAAACGACGUGAUAGUUUUAUGAACAUUGUUCAUGAACGUGCCAAGAAGACGAGGUCACAAAUAAUGUUGAAACAAUCUCAGUCGGAUGUCACAAUCAAGAGACUGUCUGAGAGAAAGUUUCCCCUGGACCAGACCUGCAUCAACGAGUUCCCACGCGAGAGGCUGCGGGUUCUAGACCAGCUGGGGAAGGGAGAGUUCGGCUGUGUCUGGAUGGCGGAGGCUCUGAACAUCAUCGGGACUGGCAAGUGGGAAGUGGUCGCCGUCAAGAUGGCGCACGAGAGCGCAACUGACCUGGAGAAGAUCGAGUUUGUUAGAGAGUUGGAUCUGAUGUCAAGAAUACCUCGCCACCUGAACGUGGUCAACUAUCUCGGCUGCUGCUCUCUCAUUGAUCCUGUGAUGAUCAUCAUGGAGUAUAUCAGCGGCGGAGACUUGCAGACGUUCCUCAGACAGCGGCGUCGACAGGAUUUCUUCCUCGAGCCCUCCAGCCCACAGCACAACAGGGAACACCUGCCAUUUGGGGACGAUCCCAGGGGUCAUGGGGUCAAUCACAUGUCGUUCAUCAACCCUGGGUUCACACACGACAGCCAACAGCAACUCAACUAUCAACAAUCUAACAACCAACAGUUCAACUCCCCGGAAAGGAAUAUUUCCACUAAAAAAUGUUUAGCCCCGACGCGUUCGGCUGAUUCCGUAAAUUACAUAAAAAAUUCGACAUCUCCCCACCACAGGACUGACCCCGCCAGACACGGCUCCAUACAGAAGAAAAAAAACUCCGCCCACCGCCUUAGAUCAGACACGAUCAGUCUGAUCCGAAUAGACUCGACCAGCGACACCGCUUCCUCUCACGGGGACGACUCACUACCUGUCACCCCCGUCAAGCAUUCAGAAAUAAACUUUUCCACAUCCGGCGGCAUGUCGGAGCCUCGUUCUGAACCACAGCCAGAUUGUGACGUCACAGAUGGUUCACGACAAGCAGAGGUCAGGGAGAAUGACCUACACGAGAACGGACACCGGAAGUUAAGACUAACUAACAGCUGCCCUACGCCGUCGCCGGUAAAACAACAACGGUCUUACGUCACUUCAGACAGGAAACCGGCCUACGUCACAUCCGACACGAUUUCUCUGAGCAGCCGAUCGAGGCAGACGGCGCGGCGAGGCAGCAUGGCCAGCCAGUGCAGCAGUGUGGCCACGGAGAGCUGCUUCAGUCGCAUCACCAGCAUAGACGAGGGGGAGGAGGAGAGGAUCUCGUCCAGCGAUCUCUUCGCUUUCUGCCUUCAGGUGGCGAGGGGUAUGGGGCAUCUGGCUGAGAACAAGAUUGUCCACAGAGAUCUGGCAGCUCGCAAUGUGCUGGUGACUGACAGGGGCGUGUGCAAGAUCACAGACUUCGGGCUGGCUCGAUGUCUGGGGGACACUGACCACUACGACAGGUCGUCCAAGGGCCCACUGCCGGUUAGAUGGUUGGCACCAGAAAGUUUGAUUGACAGAACACACUGCACUAAAUCUGAUGUCUGGGCCUACGGCAUUCUUCUGUGGGAGAUUGUUACGCUAG